CCAGCAUGAUUCUGACAUAUUUGGAAUGAUGACUUGAGUGGCAGAGCCAUUGUUGAGCCGUUCAUUGCGUAGCGUUUGGAAUUUGACGGAAACAUUUCGGAAAACCAGGUUAUCUCGGAAGCAUGUUCUUCACUCCAUUUGUACACACGUGGAAACGACACAUCCUUGGCAUGCCAUUUUUUGGCGGGAGAGGAAAAUCAUGUCAGGAACUAACGGCUACAGAGAUGCGAGAAACGCGAGAAACUCAUAGAGAUGUCUUGGAACAAAAGGAAGGCGUCAAGUGGCAUACUGGUGUUGAAGGUUGGGAGGUGAAAAUUGAUGUGGCCGGCCGAAGCAUCCGGGGUGGAUACUUCAUUCCGAAGAAGGAGGAAGAUGAAGCCAGUCCAGAUUCGCAAAAUAAAUGGGAGAAGGCUGUGAAAGAGGAAUUGGAGAAUGCAGUGAAAUGCCGAGAGAACUUGGAGAGAAGAUACCGCGAAGCAGAAUGAACGGGGACUGUGUGGAAACCGACCUGGAAGUAGUAUUUACGGUCUCU
Cladocopium goreaui is the source of this 532-nucleotide messenger RNA. NCBI's taxonomy places the organism in Eukaryota, Dinophyceae, Suessiales, Symbiodiniaceae. The record is from the annotation of a GenBank genome assembly.